AUGAAAGAGUUUGUGGAAGAAAAUGAAGGUUUACUGGCUUUUGAGUUUUACAAGAAGAAAGAUCAGGUGGAAAGCUUUGAUUAUAAUGUUGUCCUAUGCGCCUCAGAGGAUAAUUUUAGAGAAGAGGAAGAGAUGGAUGGAAGUGCGAGUGAUGCAAUACAAGAUUCUAAAUAUGAGGAUAAUUUUAGAGAAGAGGAAGAGAUGGAUGGAAGUGUGAGUGGUGCAAUACAAGAUUCUGAAGAUGAGGUUAAUGUGACAGAAACAAUAUUGAUACACAAGGAAUUUAUUGUGUGGAGUGUGAAGGUGGAUCAGGUGAGGAUGGGGAUCUUGAGGAAAUCUCAGAGGAGUGAUCUUGAUAUAGGUAUAGGGAAAGAUGUAGUUAUUUUUGAUAAUAGAAUAGCUCCUGAGGAAAGGAUGGUGGAUGGAAAUCUGGAGUUCACGGGCUUUGAUUGGUCUCCUCAAGACAGUAAGGCGCUAUGA
Molecule: messenger RNA, 480 nt
Organism: Ilex paraguariensis (yerba mate)
Lineage: Eukaryota; Viridiplantae; Streptophyta; Magnoliopsida; Aquifoliales; Aquifoliaceae
Source: the annotation of a GenBank genome assembly